GCCGGACUUUAACAUGUUGGGGGCAUUUAGGUAACAGGCGUUGUUACUCAAAUUAUAAAUGUGUAUAUAUAUUUAACUUUUUAUGUGGAGGAUAAGAUGGGUUUAUUGCGACACGUUGUCUGCGCCAUGUCCGGAGGUGUCGACAGCUCCGUGGCGGCGCUGAUUCUGAAGAAACGAGGUUACAAAGUGACUGGAGUGUACAUGAAGAACUGGGACUCCCUGGAUGAGAUUGGGGUCUGCACCUCAGAGAAGGACUGUGAAGACGCCUAUAGAGUGUGUCGGAUCCUGGACAUCCCCUUUCAUCAGGUGUCUUUUGUCAAAGAAUACUGGCAUCAUGUUUUCAGUUAUCUGUUGAAAGAGUAUGAGGAGGGAAGGACUGCAAACCCUGAUGUUCUGUGCAAUAAACACAUUAAAUUUGACCAUUUCUACACACAUGCUUUCAACACUCUGGGUGCCGAUGCCGUAGCAACGGGUCACUACGCUCGGACAUCCCAGGAAGACGAAGAGGUUUUCCAGCAGUCGUACUCGCCGCCGUCCACCUCGCUGAACGGAGACCGGUUUGAGAUCAGAAACCCUGUGAAGCUCUACAGAGCAGCCGAUCUGGUGAAAAGCCAGACCCUCUUCCUGAGCCAGAUCCACCAGAACGCCCUCCGAAAGACCCUGUUCCCGCUCGCCGGACUCACCAAAGACUUUGUGAAGAAGAUGGCCGCCGAGGCCGGCUUUCACCACGUGCUGAUGAAGAAAGAGAGCAUGGGCAUCUGCUUCAUCGGAUUGAGGAAGUUUGAAAGCUUCAUCCUGGAGUAUCUGGAGCCCAAACCUGGGAAGUUCAUUUCCAUCGAGGACGGGAGAGUGAUGGGAUCUCACAAAGGUUGGUUCACCUAUACAUUGGGUCAGAGGGCGCGGAUACAAGGGCAGAAGGACACCUGGUUCGUGGUGGACAAAGACAUUGCUACUGGAGAUGUGUUGGUG
Molecule: messenger RNA, 969 nt
Organism: Austrofundulus limnaeus
Lineage: Eukaryota; Metazoa; Chordata; Actinopteri; Cyprinodontiformes; Rivulidae
Product: mitochondrial tRNA-specific 2-thiouridylase 1
Biological process (GO): tRNA wobble position uridine thiolation
Cellular component (GO): mitochondrion
Molecular function (GO): sulfurtransferase activity
Source: RefSeq, a predicted model, not a curated record